Molecule: messenger RNA, 1096 nt
Organism: Galleria mellonella (greater wax moth)
Lineage: Eukaryota; Metazoa; Arthropoda; Insecta; Lepidoptera; Pyralidae
Product: WW domain-binding protein 11-like
Exons: 2
Coding region: 105-1028 (307 amino acids)
Source: RefSeq, a predicted model, not a curated record
AGUGUGUUGUAACAUAGUAAGUGAAUAAUUUUUAUCUUUUUCUUUGUGUGCCGCCAAAUUUUGAAAUCGUUAAAUAUGUGCCGCAACAAAAAAAAAGGGUAUAGAUGCUCAACGAUCUAAGCCUUGUGGUGCUCUUCAGCGGAUUGGUUCUCAGCAAAGGACCUGAACUACCACCAUGCCCCACCAACGUACAAUAUUUUCCGCAGAAUUUACCGAUGCAUUGUCGAAUGCCUCGCAAUGUGAACUACCCCGCUUUCCCUGAAAAUAUGUUAAGUAACACAAUGCCUCCAUUUCCAGCACAACCACCCUUAUCUCCAGCGUUUGCCCCACCAUAUUUCCCAUCAGGUAAGGAAGGAGGUCCGUUACCAGUCCCCGUGCCUCCCGGAAUUCCAGGGCCGAUGCCUAUACCGAUGCCAAUGGCCAUGGUUCCUCCAGGACCUGCCCAUAAAUUACCUGUCAUAGUAAUGCCAUUCUAUUCACCCGAUCAUUCCUACCAAAAGCCUCCAAUCCGUCGACCAUCUAAAAGAAUAAUAGAAAUACACACGAGAAGACCUUUCUAUUCUGAUACUAGCAGUGACACGGACGCUGAUAAUGAAUCUGCAUCUGACACUUCGAGUGAUACGUCCUCUGAUGGUCGCGGUUGGUGGAAAGGAAAAGGCUGGAGACGAAGUGGUAGAAGACUUAAUAAACGACAUCGACCUCGAAGAAAGAAGCACGCUAGGAAAGAUCUGCUUACACCGAUUCUUCAAUACGUGACAAAAGAUGGGUACGUCAUAUUUGAAAAGAAAAUAACAAAAGAUGAAGCAAAAGAUUGGUUAAGUGUGAAGAAAACAGCUGCGAAUAAAGUUAAAAAGGACCGAGAAAACGAAGCAGAGAGUAAUGAUUACGAGGAAGCGGACAAAGAACAUAAAAGAAAGAACAGCAAAGAAGGAGCGGAGUUAACAACUCACAGGAGUGUUACUAAAAAACGUAGUCACCGAAAAGUCAAUAUAUUGAAGACUAAAAUGAGUAGGCAAAAAAUAAACUAGAAAUUGUUUAAUAUUUAAAGAUAACUUAAAUUUUUUGUACUUUUACAUGUUUAUUUAUUAUUAUUGUA